This is a messenger RNA of Cicer arietinum (chickpea), 2527 nucleotides long. RefSeq lists its product as uncharacterized. The record is from RefSeq and is a predicted model, not a curated record. Gene Ontology annotation, molecular function: protein binding. Lineage: Eukaryota; Viridiplantae; Streptophyta; Magnoliopsida; Fabales; Fabaceae. Gene Ontology annotation, biological process: cell surface receptor signaling pathway.
CUCUGCUUUCAUAAACAGUUUGGACCAACCAAUUCCACCCUCUCUAUAUAUAACCUAAACAAUUCUCUCACUCAUUUUUUUUAACACAAAUCUUGCAGAAAAACCCGUUUCACCAUUCCUUCCUAAUUCUCCCCGUCGCCGCCACUCCCACCACCACCACCACCACCACCUCCAUGUAGAAUGCAUACACCAUGACUAGCAUCGUGAAGGAGAUCUUGGCAAGGCCAAUACAAAUGGCUGACCAAGUUUCUAAAUUUGCCGAGGAGGCACAAAAUUUCAAACAAGAAUGUCUAGAACUUAAAACAAAAACAGAAAAACUCGCAGGUCUUCUCCGACAAGCCGCAAGAAACAGCAACGACCUCUACGAACGUCCAACAAGACGCAUCAUCGACGACACCGAACAAGUACUCGACAAAGCCCUCGGACUAGUCAUCAAAUGUCGUGUCAACGGUCUCGUUAAACGUCUCUUCACAAUCAUCCCCGCCACCGCAUUCCGCAAAACAUCUAUGCAACUCGAGAAUUCUCUUGGUGAUGUUCAAUGGUUAUUAAGAGUUUCAGCUUCCGCUGAAGAACGUGAUGAUGAAUAUCUUGGUCUUCCUCCUAUUGCUGCUAAUGAACCUAUUCUCUGUCUCAUUUGGGAACAAGUCGCUAUUUUGCUCUCUGGUUGUUCUAUUGAAGAACGUUCUGAUGCUGCAGCUUCAUUGGUUUCAUUAGCACGUGACAAUGAUCGUUAUGGUAAACUAAUUCUCGAAGAAGGUGGUGUUCCUCCUCUUCUUAAACUUCUUAAAGAAGGUAGAUUGGAUGGUCAGGAAAACGCUGCUAGAGCUAUUGGAUUACUUGGUAGAGACCCUGAAAGCGUUGAACACAUUGUUAAUUGUGGUGUUUGUUCUGGUUUUGCUAAAGUUCUUAAAGAAGGUCACAUGAAAGUUCAAAUUGUUGUCGCUUGGGCUAUUUCAGAACUUGCUGCUCAUCAUCCUAAAUGUCAAGAUCAUUUUGCGCAAAACAAUGCUAUUCGUUUACUUGUUAGCCAUCUUGCUUUUGAAACCAUUCAAGAACAUAGUAAGUACACUAUUCCAAAUAAACAAAACAUGUCUUCUAUUCAUUCUAUUUUAAUGGCUACUAACAACGACAACAACAAUAGUCUUCUUGAUGGUAACAACAACAAAGGUAUUCAUGAAGAUGAUUAUAAUAUUAAUAACAAGGUUGCUGUUGCUCAUCCUGGUAGUCAAACAUCUUCACAAAUGCAUAAUGUCAUUGCUAACACACUUGCUAUUAAGGGAAAUAAUAAGGAUUCUAAAGAAGACAACAAUGCAAUUGUAAAGCACAACAACAAUAAUGUGAAUUCGAAUUCCCAUACCGCAAAUGUAUCCAUAGCUGGGACAAGUAUCAAAGGUAGAGAAUAUGAAGAUUCUGGUACAAAGGCACAAAUGAAAGCAAUGGCUGCUAGAGCUUUAUGGCAAUUAUGUAGAGGAAAUGUUACUAUUUGUCAUACGAUUACAGAAUCAAGAGCUCUUUUAUGCUUUGCGGUUUUGUUAGAAAAGGGUACUGAUGAUGUACAACAUUAUUCUGCAAUGGCUUUAAUGGAAAUAACAUCUGUAGCUGAAGAACAUGCAGAAUUGAGACGAUCAGCUUUCAAACCAACUUCACCUGCUGCAAAAGCUGUGGUGGAACAGUUUCUUAAAGUUAUCGAAAAAGGCGAUUCCGACGAUUUGCUCAUACCUUGUGUUAAAGCUGUUGGUAACUUAGCAAGGACAUUUAGAGCAACUGAAACAAGAUUCAUUGGACCAUUGGUUAAGCUUCUUGAUGAAAGAGAACCACAUAUUUCAAUGGAAGCAGCAAAUGCAUUGAUUAAAUUUGCAGAAACUGAUAACUAUCUACAUGAGACUCAUUGUAAUGCUAUUAUAGAAGCAGGUGGUGCUAAGCACUUAAUUCAACUAGUUUACUUUGGAGAACAAAUGGUGCAAAUCCCUUCUUUACUUCUUUUGUGUUUUGUAUCCUUGCAUGUUCCUAAAAAUGAGACUCUUGGACAAGAGGAGGUGUUAAUAGUACUUGAGUGGUGCACAAAGCAAGGACAUUUAAUGGCUGUAUCAAGGAUUGAAGCAAUUUUACCAGAAGCCAAAAGUAGGUUGGAACUUUAUCAAUCAAGAGGUACCAGAGGAUUCCAUUGAUUUAAUUAUAUACUGUUUUUUAUGAGUACAAAGUUUAGAUGAGUUGAAUUUCCGAACUCAUCGAUGUUAGGACAGACUUGAAAGCUUAUAGAACUUUAAGUAAUGGCAGAGGUAUUUGUAGAUUAUCCAUCAAAGAAAUCCCAACGAUCGGAUUAAGAGUUAAACUCGUGUCUUUAUGAGAUGAGUAACCAACUUAAUAUAUCUUCAGAAUAGUAGAAAAAAUCAUGACAUUAACACCCCAUUUUCCCUUUUUUAUUCUCCCUUUUAUUGGGGGGGUUUGUUUGUGUAGUGUGUAUAGAUUAAAUAUAAUAUACUGAAUCAGCAAAUAUAAUAUACAAUUUACUUUGUCUUUUUUGUAU